Pyricularia pennisetigena is the source of this 4125-nucleotide messenger RNA. RefSeq lists its product as uncharacterized. Bases 1 to 4125 code for a protein of 1374 amino acids. Gene Ontology annotation, biological process: phospholipid transport. The transcript has 4 exons. Lineage: Eukaryota; Fungi; Ascomycota; Sordariomycetes; Magnaporthales; Pyriculariaceae. Gene Ontology annotation, molecular function: ubiquitin-like protein transferase activity; lipid binding. The record is from RefSeq and is a predicted model, not a curated record. Gene Ontology annotation, cellular component: endoplasmic reticulum; ERMES complex.
AUGAAUAGCCUCUAUUCCGUCGUCAACACCCUCCGCGAUCGAUACGCACCGGUAUCGCACACGUCCACGUUUCGGCAAACGGGCGAAAUUACACCAGAAGAGUUCGUAGCGGCUGGCGACUACCUUGUCUUCAAGUUCCCAACGUGGAGCUGGGGAGAUGCAGACUCGGAGAGCCGACGAGCAAGCCAUCUGCCUCCCGGGAAGCAGUUUCUCGUCACCCGCAAUGUUCCCUGCAAUCGGCGGCUGAAUGAGAAUUUCGCCGGUGAUGCGGGUCUUGAGGAGGCCGUAGUGGAUGAUGGUGAUGGGUUCAAGGGCAGCAAGGGCGAUGAUGAUGGUUGGCUGCGCACCGGAGGCUUGUCUAGCUCACAACCGCUCAAGGCUCGCGAGGUCCGGACUGUUGACGAUGCGGGCAAUGCGGGCGAACGGGCGCAGCCCGACGACGAUGAUGACAUUCCCGAUAUGGAGGACGAGGAGGACGAUGAAGCCAUCAUUCGCGACACGGAUGCAUCGGGACAGACUAGCAGUCGUCGGACGUAUACCCUCUACAUCAUGUACUCCCCGUACUACCGGACACCUCGUCUCUACCUGUCCGGAUAUGGCGCCAAUGGCCAGCCCCUACCGCCGCAUAACAUGAUGGAGGAUAUCAUGGGCGACUACAAAGACAAGACGGUCACUCUCGAGGACUUUCCCUUCUUUGCCAACAACAUCAAGAUGGCCAGUGUGCACCCCUGCAAACAUGCGCCUGUCAUGAAGACACUCCUAGACCGAGCAGAUGCCGCACUGAAGCUUCGGAGGGAGAAGCUCAAGGCUGGAGACUCCUCUGGCCAACAAGCGGGUCUGGAAGGAUUGGCUGACGAGUUUAACAAACUCGGCGUCUCAGGAAAGGGUGAUGCGUCCAAGAUAGACAAGAAUGAUGAGUGGGAAGACAUUCAGCACGACGAUGUCGCAGAUCAGGAGGUUGCCAUUCGAGUAGAUCAGUACCUGGUUGUUUUCCUCAAGCACGCACGCACCGUAACCCACAUCCUAUACACCCGACACUACAGAAUCCCGCAGUACUACGCAUUACGCACGUACGCUAAGAUGGGUUCCUGGACCGGCUUCGUUUUGACCUACCUUCUUGGCGGCAUCACCUUUCUCCCGCUCCUGCUGCUGAUCGUCUUUGUCCACGGCUACCUAACCCUCCCCGACCGGCCCGACCUCGACCCUAGAGCUGCCGCGGCCAGCGGCGCAGGCGGCACCCAGGAUGACAUUGUGCAACCCGGCGAUGAUAUCGCGACCCUCAAGGCGGCGCAGAAGUUGUCGCGAGAGGAGACGCGGGCCCGGGCCAGCCAGCAUGACUCGGACGUUGCCGCCGGCUACUUUGCCGUGUGCAGAGAGUACGAACCCAUGGGCAUCAACGCCAAGCCCAUAGAGCGGGCCACGCCCGUCGGCUCGGCCACCGUUGCGGCUCCUAGUCAGAGUGUGUAUCAGGCCAUGUACCGGACCAUCUUUGACCGGAAGCAGGCGGCGGGGCCGUUGGACAGCAAGAACGGCACCAGCCAGCGGCCGAGGAAGGCGGGCAAUGUGUUUUACGUGGUCUUGAGGCACGGUCAUAUCAUGCUUUUCGACGACGACGAACAGCUAGAGGUCCGCCACGUCAUCUCACUUGCACACCACGACAUCAGCAUAUUCUCCGGCGAGGAUUCACCCACUCCCGAGGGUGAGCUUUACAUCAAGAAAAACGCCAUCUGCUUGACAAGGAAAGAGGGUGGAUUAGAUGCGACGGCGCCGGACGCCCAACUUUCAAAGCCGUUCUACCUGUUCUCGGAGAACUGUUCGGCCAAGGAGGACUUUUACUUUUCGCUCCUGCGAAACCAGAAGCAGAGUUUCCGCGGCGAGCAGGCCGGUGUGGACGCCCCGACGCCGCUGCAGUAUGACAUCAAGCAUAUAAUAUCGCUUGUGCAGAAGCUACACUCGUCCGAGGACCACCUGCCUACGAGGUGGCUCAAUGCGAUGAUUGGGAGAGUUUUCUUGGGCAUAUACAGGACCAAGGAUCUGGAGAACUUGAUUCGUGAGAAGCUUACCAAAAAGAUAUCACGAGUGAAGCGGCCUUCGUUUCUAUCGAACAUCUCUAUUCAGCGCAUCGAGACGGGCGACUCGGCGCCGUAUAUUACGAACCCGCGGCUGAAGGACCUAACGGUGGAGGGCGAGUGCGGAGUCGAGGCUGACAUCAAAUAUACGGGCAACUUUCGCAUUGAGGUUGCGGCCACCGCGCGUAUCGACCUGGGCUCACGCUUCAAGGCCAGAGAGGUCAACCUGGUUUUGGCAGUGGUGCUGCGCAAACUGGAGGGCCAUGUCCUGUUCAAGAUUAAGCCACCACCGAGCAACCGUCUCUGGUUCUCGUUUCAAACAAUGCCCAAGAUGGAAAUGACCCUGGAGCCUAUUGUAAGCUCUAAACAGAUCACAUACGGAGUUAUUCUCCGGCAGAUUGAGAGUCGAAUCAAGGAGGUUGUCGCCGAGACGCUGGUGCUGCCUUUCUGGGAUGAUACGCCAUUCUUUAGCACUGAACAUAAAAAGUGGAGGGGAGGCAUAUUCGAGGGGGAUGACGCAGUCGUUUCCUCGACCGACCUGGAGUCGUUGGCUGCGCAGCUAGGAGCAGUCGACGAGGUUGAAAAGUCCGAGGAGCAGUCAACGGCCCAUGCAGCACAGUCCACCUCAGACCUUCCGGCCAUGGAGAAGAGCCACAGCCUUCCUGUUCUAGAGCAGACUAGUACCACUACCGGAGCUCUGUUUGGACAAAAGUCAAAUACAAGUACCAAGUCGAAAUCAUCUGGUCACAGUAAGAGGGGGUCAAUAUCAUCGACUAACACAGAAACAAGACCCCUGUUCCCGUCACGGCCGUCACGCUCGGGCUCGAUCACGGGUCCUUCAUCGCCGGUAGUAAGCACAGACACUGUCAACUCGGACAUAUUCAAGCCAUCCUCGUCGCCGCCCUACGAGAGUGCCGCUGCGCAGGCCAUGGCUCAUUUGUCGGCGAGAUCAGCCCUUGGAACAUCACCACCAGAUUCACGACCUGCAGGGCCUACAUCGAAGCCGUCAAAUAGCAGCCACGUUUCAGUGGCUUCAUCUAAGGACGGGACCGAUUCCGAAAAGGAUCGAAACUUUCUUGAUGCUACGCCCAGGCCAGAUCGCCGACAUACGGUCUCGUCUACGAACAGCGGCAGGUCAGAUGAGGACGAUGGCUCACCGGCUGCAUCGGUAAAAAGCAAUCUCCGAGCUCAGACGGGCACCCUAACGCGCAACUUCUUUCUAAGACACAAGACGUCAACUGAGUCGCUGGCAGCGGCGGGCGGCAGCGGAGCGGGGGAUACACCCAAGCGCAACGCGAUGGAGGCUAUCGCCACCGCCGCAACCGUCGCCAAGAGAUGGGGUCUCACUGCAUUACAGAGGAAUACGGGCGAUGGGAACGGGGUCGGAGGCAAGUCUGAGGGUGGUGUAGACAGGGAUAAUGAUCAGCAACCUCUCGACUUGAGUAAACCUAUGGGUGGCGGCAGGCCUCUGCCGCCGCCGGGGACGCCCCUGCCCAUGCCAGAUAAGAACUCCAAAGUAACUUCAAUACCGGUGCCGCCACCCAAGCGGAGGCCCAUCGUUCCACCGCCACAAUUGGUGCACCCGGGAGAGCACCAAGGCAGUGGCAGCAAUAGUAGUAGUCAGGACAAUGUCAGCAGAAGAGGUGGCAUGCAAAGGAAAACGGUUCCGCCGCCACUGCCAAAGAGGCGACACGCACAGCAGAACAACGACAGUCCGAGCCGCGCAAACGGGGACAUGAUGCUGGUUGUUGAGGCACCGGCGGAUUCGGAGCCGGCGUCGCCGUUAAGCGCUACCAGUAGUGACGGUGGUGCUGGCAGGACCGGGUACAGGAGGCCUUGGGUUGAGGUUGAGGGCGAUGAGGUCGAGGAGCCUAGUCGCGGUAGGUCGAGGAGUAGUCAGAGGCGAAAAGGGGUCCAGGACGUUGAGGAUGAUGAAGGUGUGUCAGCUUGGAUGGAUGACGGCGACGCUGUAGAAGAGGAGUUGUCGCAACCGCCCAAGCCGCCGAAGCUGCCACAGCGAUCCAUGCUUGCUCAGCUGGGCGUGGCGGCAAAAUGA